Molecule: messenger RNA, 855 nt
Organism: Vombatus ursinus (common wombat)
Lineage: Eukaryota; Metazoa; Chordata; Mammalia; Diprotodontia; Vombatidae
Product: cAMP-specific 3',5'-cyclic phosphodiesterase 4A-like
Exons: 6
Biological process (GO): signal transduction
Cellular component (GO): nucleus; perinuclear region of cytoplasm; cytosol
Molecular function (GO): 3',5'-cyclic-AMP phosphodiesterase activity
Source: RefSeq, a predicted model, not a curated record
CACCAUGUCUCCCAUUUCUCCCCUUACCUUCCACGACACUGGGCUUGAUAGUUCAAGAGGAUGCUGAACCGUGAGCUGACACACUUAUCGGAAAUGAGCCGGUCAGGAAACCAGGUCUCUGAAUACAUCUCCACCACCUUCCUGGACAAGCAGGCUGAUGUAGAGAUACCAUCCCCUCCGCCCAAGGAGCAGGAAAAGCAGCUUCAGCAACGGCCACAGAGGCAACCCAUGUCCCAAAUCAGUGGGGUCAAAAAGCUUACACAUAGUUCCAGUCUUAGCAACUCUGGCAUCCCCCGAUUUGGGGUCAAGACUGACCAGGAGGAGCUGUUGGGCAAGGAGCUGGAAAACCUGAACAAGUGGGGCCUUAACAUCUUCCGAGUAGCUGAGUUCUCCAAUGGCCGAUCGCUAGGAUGUAUUAUGUAUACCAUAUUCCAGGAGAGGGACCUGCUGAAGACCUUCAAGAUCCCAGUGGACACACUGGUCACCUACAUGCUGACCCUGGAGGACCACUACCAUGCUGACGUGGCCUAUCACAACAGCCUACACGCUGCCGAUGUUCUGCAGUCCACACACGUGCUUCUGGCCACACCAGCGCUUGAUGCCGUGUUCACAGACCUGGAAAUCCUAGCUGCUUUGUUCGCUGCCGCCAUCCACGAUGUCGACCACCCAGGGGUCUCUAACCAGUUCCUCAUCAAUACCAACUCAGAAUUAGCCCUGAUGUACAAUGAUGAGUCUGUGCUAGAGAAUCACCACCUGGCUGUGGGCUUCAAGCUGCUGCAGGAGGAGAAUUGUGACAUCUUCCAGAAUCUGAACAAGAGGCAGAGGCAGAGUCUUCGAAGGAUGGUCAUUGACAUG